ACUCCACUAACUUUAUUUAAAUAGUCCCUUCCAUUUCCUAAAACUCAAUGCAUUUUCUCCUUCCUCAACUUUUCUUUAAAACCAAACUUUCCAUACAAUCAAACACAUUUUUCUUUUCAUUUUCCUUCACUUUGCAUUCUUUUUUCUUGCACACAAAUUAUACUAAUUUCAUGGCAACGAAGCUUUUAGCUUUGGCUUGCAUCCGCAAUGAUCGACACAGCAAUUAUGAGGACAUAUCACCGAGAGCACGUUACCCUUCCAUGCCUAAGUACCCUAAAGGUGUCUCAGUGCAAGAAAGUUCAGCUGAGGCUCAUAAAGCUGUGUUUUCCGUCGUCGGAAUGACGUGUUCUGCUUGCGCUGCUUCCGUCGAAAAAGCUGUUAAACGCCUUUCGGGUAUUCAACAAGCCGCUGUUGAUGUUUUAAAUAAUCGGGCACAAGUUAUCUUCUACCCAACUUUCAUUAACGCAGAAACGAUUCGAGAGACGAUUCAGGAUGCUGGAUUUGAUGCUACAAUCCUUGAAGAUGAAACUAUGGAUAAAUCUAAUCAAGUAUGCCGACUUCGAAUCGUUGGAAUGUCAUGCACUUCUUGCUCCUCCACAGUUGAGAAAGCUCUUGAAUCAAUUCAAGGUGUACAAAAAGCACAAGUUGCCUUAGCAACAGAAGAAGCAGAAGUUCAGUAUGACCCUUCUAUCUUGAUCAGCUGCAAUAAGCUCAUAGAAGCCAUUGAUGACAUAGGAUUUGAAGCCAUAAUUAUCAGUACUGGUGAUGACAUGGACAAGAUUCAGCUUAAAGUUGAAGGUAUUAAGACAUUCAAUUCUAUGCAACUCAUCGAAAAGUCUCUUCAAGAACUUCCUGGUGUUGUCACUACAGACAUGGACUUUGAACUUAGUAGAAUUACAGUUUCUUACAAACCUGAAAUGACUGGUCCUAGAACUUUUAUCAAGCUGAUUGAAUCGACAGGGACCGGACGAUUUCAGGCAAUUAUAUUUCCUGACGGAUCAGGAGCAAGAAACAGUACUCAUAGAAAUGAAGAAAUUAAGCAAUAUCAUAGAUCUUUCUUAUGGAGUUUGGUUUUCACAGUUCCUGUUUUUUUAACAUCAAUGGUUUUUAUGUACAUUCCUGGUAUUAAACACGGAUUAGAUACUAAAAUUGUUAACAUGUUAACUUUAGGAGCAAUUCUGAGAUGGGUUUUAUCUACUCCUGUACAGUUCAUCAUCGGUCGACGAUUCUACACAGGAGCUUACAAAUCAUUGAGGCAUGGUUCUGCUAAUAUGGAUGUGUUGAUUGCCUUAGGAACAAAUGCAGCCUAUUUCUACUCGGUUUAUUCCGUGUUAAGAUCAGCGAAUUCUGAUGAAUUCAUGGGGACGGAUUUUUUCGAGACGAGUUCAAUGCUUAUAUCUUUUAUUCUUCUUGGGAAGUAUUUGGAGGUUUUGGCUAAAGGAAAAACUUCUGAUGCUAUAGCUAAGCUUAUGGACUUAGCACCUGAGACAGCAACAUUGCUGACACUAUCUGAUGAAGGAAAUGUGGUUGGUGAAGAGGAAAUAGAUAGCAGAUUGAUACAGAAGAAUGAUGUGAUUAAGAUCAUUCCGGGUGCAAAAGUAGCUUCUGAUGGUUUUGUUAUAUGGGGACAGAGUCAUGUUAACGAAAGUAUGAUAACCGGAGAGGCUAGGCCCGUAGCGAAGCGGAAAGGUGAUCCAGUGAUUGGAGGUAGUGUGAAUGAGAAUGGGGUGUUGCAUAUUAAGGCGACACGAGUUGGUUCGGAGAGUGCUCUUUCGCAGAUUGUUCGUCUUGUUGAGUCUGCUCAGAUGGCUAAAGCUCCUGUUCAGAAGUUUGCUGAUAGGAUUUCUAAGUACUUUGUACCUCUGGUUAUCUUUCUUUCAUUCUCAACUUUUGUUGCCUGGUUUUUAGCUGGAAAAUUUCAUGGAUAUCCAGAAUCUUGGAUUCCAAGUUCCAUGGACAGCUUUCAGCUUGCACUCCAAUUCGGAAUAUCUGUUAUGGUCAUAGCCUGUCCUUGUGCUCUUGGAUUAGCAACUCCUACUGCGGUCAUGGUCGGUACUGGAGUUGGUGCAUCUCAGGGUGUGCUAAUCAAAGGCGGUCAAGCAUUAGAAAGUGCUCACAAGGUGAAUUGCAUAGUUUUCGACAAGACAGGAACUCUUACAAUCGGAAAGCCUGUAGUUGUCACCACAAAACUCUUCAAAACUAUGGUUCUGAGAAAUUUUUACGAACUUAUCGCUGCAGCUGAAGUAAACAGUGAGCAUCCUUUAGGCAAAGCCAUUGUAGAGUAUGCCAAGAAGUUCAGACAAGAUGAAGACAAUCCUGUCUGGCCGGAAGCACGAGAUUUCACCUCGAUUACCGGCCAUGGAGUAAAAGCUAAUGUUCAUAAUAAGGAAAUAAUUGUCGGAAACAGAAGCUUAAUGUUCGAAUACGACAUUCUCAUUCCGGCUGAUGCUGAAGAAAUGCUAGCAGAAGCUGAAGGAAUGGCACAAACGGGGAUUUUGAUAGCAAUGGAUAAGGAAGUAGUUGGAGUUAUAGCCAUAUCUGAUCCUCUAAAACCAGGUGCACGUGAAGUCAUUUCCAUUCUGAAAUCUAUGAAAGUUCGAAGUUUAAUGGUGACUGGUGAUAAUUGGGGAACUGCGAAUUCUAUUGCCAGGGAAGUCGGAAUCGAGUCUGUUAUCGCAGAAGCUAAGCCUGAACAAAAAGCAGAAAAAGUAAAAGAAUUACAGGCUUCAGGCUGUGUAGUGGCAAUGGUAGGUGAUGGUAUAAACGAUUCGCCGGCGCUGGUAGCAGCGGAUGUCGGAAUGGCAAUCGGUGCAGGCACGGACAUAGCAAUAGAGGCAGCUGACAUAGUUCUGAUGAAAAGUAACCUGGAGGAUGUGAUCACUGCUAUAGACCUUUCGAGGAAGACAUUUUCUCGUAUCCGUCUGAACUACAUUUGGGCUCUGGGCUAUAACCUGUUAGGCAUUCCCAUAGCUGCCGGAGCACUAUUUCCUGGUACAGGAUUUCGUUUACCGCCAUGGAUUGCUGGAGCUGCAAUGGCUGCCUCUUCACUCAGUGUGGUUGUGUGCUCUCUGCUGUUGAAAUACUACGAGAGACCCGAAAUUCUGGAAAACCUUGAAAUUCACGAAAUCAAGAUCGAAUGAUCUAUCAAUUUAUGUUUAUGGAAGUUGUACAUAUCUAUCUAUGUAUGUAUAAAUAAAAUUCACUUGCUAAUUUUGAGGUUUGACAGUGUA
Mercurialis annua (annual mercury) is the source of this 3230-nucleotide messenger RNA. RefSeq names its product probable copper-transporting ATPase HMA5. The record is from RefSeq and is a predicted model, not a curated record. Lineage: Eukaryota; Viridiplantae; Streptophyta; Magnoliopsida; Malpighiales; Euphorbiaceae. The transcript has 5 exons. Bases 48 to 3140 code for a protein of 1030 amino acids. Gene Ontology annotation, cellular component: membrane. Gene Ontology annotation, molecular function: ATPase-coupled monoatomic cation transmembrane transporter activity; ATP binding; copper ion binding. Gene Ontology annotation, biological process: monoatomic cation transport.